GUCAUUUGAGUUUUAAUACGUGUUUGUUUUGAAAUUAAAUUCAAUUAAUUUCAUGGUUAGCUGCCGUUGUUUACCAUUAUUACUUUAAAAACAACGAUUAUAUAGCUGCUUUUAAAUCUCCAAAGGCCCUUACAUUAAUUGACCAGGUACAAAUAUUCGAACAGUUAUCGCAGUGCGGAUGGAGGCUAAACUUAAGGAAUACCGGGCACUAAGACGCCGUAAAGAACUGAUUGAGAACGCUAAACAGAAGAUUGAGGAAUCUAAAGAAAAAUUAGUGAACUUUUUGGUGCCAAAAAUAAUUCGAGACAUGGGGAAAGUUCAUGAGGAUGAAGUCUUAUUGAUGGAAAAUGAGGAGCCACCACCAACAGACAACACAGUAGAAGAAAUCAACGACGUAGUUUCCGAAGUGAGCGAAGUGGAAUCAUUUGAAGAGCCUGAAGAACCAUGGAGGCAUUGUCUGAUCAGAUGGACAGUAUACUUAUGUAUAUGGGCAGUAUUCUGGGCAGUGUUCAUUCACCUACAGUUUGGUGCGGUAUACUUCGUAAUAUCUGUAUUGAUAGGUAUUUAUCUUAACACUCGGACAAGACCGAGAAAGAAAGGAGAAGUGUCUGCAUAUAGUGUGUUUAACCAAAACUGUGUUAGUAUUGACGGGACUUUAAAAGCGGAACAGUUUGAGAGGGAGAUACGGUAUGGUGCGGGUACUGUUAGAAGUUUUUAAGAAGUGAUAUAGAAUAUCUUUUAAAUGUAUACUUAUUACUUAAUGGAUCUCGGACAAUACAUCCUUCAAUGUCAUAUUUUACUAAAUAAAACUUUAUUUGUUUGUUAACACUGAUUGGAGAAAAGGACUUAUAAGAAAUGUGAAAACCUUUUAAGAUUACUAUCUAAUUAAGACUAAUACAGAAAGAUGCAUCAAAAAUGUUGAUAUAUGAAUAUUUUAUAUAAUAGACAAUGUAUGUAUUAAUGUUUGUAAUAUGUAAGAUACCGAAUGUGAUUCAAAUCAAAUCAGGUAUCUCUGUUAAUCAUGCAAAAUUACUCGACGGAUUUUUAUGAUGUUUACCUCAUAUGUGACUGUACUUUACUUUUUUACUGUAGUUAAGUUAAUUAGAUCCUAUAAAUAUAUUGUCUAUAAGGCAAACCUGUAAAAAUAUUCAGAUUAGUUUAUGUCAGGUGUUUAAAAAUGUAAUUAAAAUAACCUAUGUAACUUAAGCCCUUAAGCCAUAAAGUUGACUUUCGUAAAGCAUUUGGCUGGAGUCUAAAAGACCCAUUGCAAUGACGUACUAGUUAGUUCUAACAAAAUAUACCAGUUCAAGCCGUUAAAUUGUGAAAAGUCGUUACCAUAGAAUUUUACUAAAUAAAAAAUCAUAUGUUUGAAAAUGUCGUCAUAUUUUCUAUGAUAAUAUCUGCAUUAUAGACAGAUUUUGUGCAUUUUUUAUGAUUUUACGAAUUGAACUGUAUCCAUUUAACCGGUGAUCAGCUAAUUAUGACGUGUAAGUGUAUGUAUAAGUUUUUUAAUUUAUUAUGUGCAUAUAAUUUAUUAAGGCUUUGACUGCCAAUAGAAAACUGUUGAAG
Messenger RNA from Spodoptera litura, 1569 nucleotides. It is a transcript of the gene Saysd1, whose product is annotated as SAYSVFN motif domain containing 1. The record is from RefSeq and is a predicted model, not a curated record. Lineage: Eukaryota; Metazoa; Arthropoda; Insecta; Lepidoptera; Noctuidae.